GUUGUAUGUGAAAAUGGUGGACCACAACGAUGAAAAACGUGAGGACGGCCUGUCAGAGUUUGUGGCCGACGGCCCCUCCGUUGAAUCCAGUGACUCGCUAGGUACUAAGGCGCCUGCCGCAGCCGUCAAAGCAGAAGGCGCACCUAAAUACGACUUUGGUGAAAAAAAGAAAAAGAAAGCAGCGCCCGCCAGUGAUUCUGUGAAAUCCGAGGUUAUCGACGGCUCGGGUCAAGUGUUUGUACGCGGCCACGUUUAUCAGUACGAGGAGCUAUUGAACCGCAUCCAAACCUUGAUUAACGCGCACAGCCACGAUCUCUCGGGUAACAAGAAGUAUACCAUCCGCCCACCUCAAGUCGUUCGUGUGGGUUCAAAGAAGGUCGCCUGGAUCAAUUUCAAGGAGCUGUGCAACAUUAUGGGUCGUACCAUGGACCAUGUACACCAGUUUGUCUUGGCUGAGUUAGGUACCGAGGGGUCAAUUGCUGGUGACGGCCAACUUGUCCUAAAGGGCAAAUACGGCCCCAAGAACAUAGAAAGCUUACUAAGGAAGUAUAUUACUGAGUACGUCACGUGUUCCAUGUGCAAGAGUGCAAACACCACUAUGGAGCGUGAUUCCCGUGCUCGUUUGUUCACCCAGCACUGUGAAGCUUGCGGUGCUAAUAGGUCUGUGAAUCCUAUCAAGAACGGUUUCCAUGCAUUGAACCGUGGUGAACGUCGUAAAGCAAAAGUGUAAUGCGU
This is a messenger RNA of Babesia bovis T2Bo, 735 nucleotides long. Its product is annotated as putative eukaryotic translation initiation factor 2 beta. The transcript is spliced from 7 exons. Gene Ontology annotation, biological process: formation of translation preinitiation complex; formation of cytoplasmic translation initiation complex; translational initiation. Gene Ontology annotation, molecular function: translation initiation factor binding; mRNA binding; translation initiation factor activity. NCBI's taxonomy places the organism in Eukaryota, Apicomplexa, Aconoidasida, Piroplasmida, Babesiidae. The record is from RefSeq and is a predicted model, not a curated record. Bases 14 to 730 code for a protein of 238 amino acids. Gene Ontology annotation, cellular component: eukaryotic translation initiation factor 2 complex.